GCAGGAUAUGAUAUCCACGAAGUUGCACGUCUGUUAGUUUCGUAAUCUGUGGUAGGUGGUUCGUGUGCAUGCUUUUAAUGUGUAUAAUUUCUUCUCAGAAAACACUUGUCUUUUCUAUGCAAACCCGUUGGAGCAAUAUAUUCAUCUCUGUUUAUCUCGAAGUAUUGUUCGUCAUGUGUUAAUUGACCGAGUGUUUUGAGUAAUGAGAAAUAAUGGCCAAGUGGGAAGGCUUUACAGAGGAAGAUAUAAAGAAAGUCAGUGAUUGUGAACGCUUCGUGGAAGGUCCACCCAUGGUGUAUGUAGCAAAGCAACAAAAAAAUGUCUCACAUCAUUCAGGGGUAAAAAAUGUGGCUCGAUCAAGAAUGUUACAGAAAUCAGAUAAACCUGUAGAACCGAGUAGCAGUGCUGACGAACUUCCCAGAGAAGUAUUUUUAUGUGAACCUCAGGCAGUGGUACAUAGAGACUCCAGUGGCAGCGCUGACUCGGGCUGUAGCGUUUCCAGCAGCACUGGCCAAAGUUACGCUGCAUCACCAAGAACCAGUCCCAGCCAUGGUACAGUCUGCUUACAGAUAAAAGAGGAUAAAAAUUAUGAGUUACUCAGUACUGAAGAAGCUGGCAGUUGCUCUUCCUUGGAUGAAUUUCGGUCUAGGCAGAAGUUCAUGGAAGAGCAGAAUCGUCAGAGAAAGGAGUUACUGGCCAAGGCACUAGCUGACAGAAAGAAGCAAACAAAUGCAGAAUCCAGAAGACUGCAGCAGAUUCAAGAUGAGUUACAGAAACUGGAUGUGCUCUUGAGCAAUGAUGUCUCUAUUCUUAGAGACCAAAUUGAAGUUGCCAGCCAUGAAUUUAUGGAAGCUCAGAAACGGUAUAAUAAAGCAGAACAGGAGUUUCUAGAUGCCAAACUACUCCUGUUUGAAAGGCUGGAACGCAAAGAGCUGUUGACAGAGCACUUAUGCACCAUAAUAGAGCAAAAUGAAAUACGUAAAGCAAGAAAACUGUCAGAGCUGAUGGACAGGUUACAGCUUGGAGGUUCUGAAGCGCACCAAGACACUGCUGUUAGAAAUAUGAUCCUCUCGCCACUUUGUGCCUUAGAUGAGGUCUCAUACUCUGUAUGCAAUACUCUAAAGCCCAGGAAGGUGACAGGAGAGUCUCAAAUGUGCAAGAGCAACUGUCCGCCAGCACAAAUACAGAAUUGAAUUUGUUUCCAAGUAAUCAUGCCUGUUAUGAUAAUUUUGUGCAAGAGUAGUUCUUAACUUUAAUAUGGUAAAGCAACACUACUAAAAAUGCCAGUGGACCUUUGAACUUACCAGAUACCGCGGGGUAGAGGUUUGCCGCCGCCGUCUCGGUCUGAGAACCGAUUAUCCUGCCAUAAGCCGUGUUCUGGUUUCCCCCAUCUCUAAAGGUAAAUGCUUUAAUGUUAUCUUAAACUAUGCCACAUUCUGUUUGCUUUCUAAUUUAUUUCUGAUAUUCCUUCUGUCAUGUGACACUGUUUAACCCAUGUAUGUGAUAAAAAUAAGGAAUUUAAAAAGUUUAUUUAUUAAAAUGUGCAAAAAUGAACAGUAAUGGUAGAAACUUUAAGUGCACAGUGGCUCUGAAUUUUUAUACUUUUUUGCCCGGUGCAUAGGGCUGAUCGUGUCUGUCUGUCUGCAUGGGGCAGCACCCCAACCUUGUACUUUUAAUUUUCAAAAAUUAGUAAUGACAAUAUGGUGGACGUAAGAGAUUUGUCAGGUGGGAGCAACGUUAUUGCUGCUUAGUAUGGGACCUGCAAAAUGGUGCGUAGCAAUAGAUUUUAAUAAGUGCAACUUCUUUCAAGGGAAGUCUUUUGCAGAAUGUGUAAUAACAAAAUUACAGCUGCUUGAAAUGUGUAUUUAUUAUUAUUUUUUUUCCCGUUUGAUAGAAAUAACUAUUUAACUACUGGAACAGGACUUUUGAUAAUAAUCCCCAACAUUUUAAAAUUGUAAGCAAUGACUAAUUUUAACUUGACCAAGAUUCAGUUGUAUGCCGAUUUCUGUGGGAGUUCAGCACUAAAUUACAUUUCAUUAGGCCAGCGUGGUCCAACUGAUGGCUCGCGACCACUUGUAAUCAGGUCCGCGAAAGUAUUUGUAAAUUGUAAAAACCCAUUUAUUUUACUUACUCUUAAGGAUUUGAAAAAAUAAUUGUUGCAGAAGCAAAUUUAAAAUAAUAUACAACUCUAUAUUAGUUAAUGCACAUUUAAAUACAAUUUAUAUUUCAGCAUAUGAAAUGGUAAUUUGUCAUUUCUGAAUCAGUAUUAUUAAAUAUAAUGACAAUGCAAAAAUAGUGACAGCAGGGGUUCCAACAGGAAAACUAUUCUGGCCCGAGCAAUGAAAAAAGUUGUACCACCCUGCAUUAGGCUAUUCGCAUUAACUAAAGAUGACAUUAACAGUACACAAGUUAAGAAGUUCAAAUUGAAAGUUCUUGUCUGAUUAAAAUUAUAAACCUUUCUGCGCAUUGAUAAUUUUCUCUAAAAUAGAUAGAUGAUGAUAAAUCUGAACAUUUAGGAUAUUAACAAAACUGCGUAUAUUGAUCAUUUUGUGUUAUGUAAAUGCGAUGUCAAGGCCCUGUGCCAUCAUCUUUUAAGUCACUUCAUGAUUAAUGAAUCAGGAAUGCUGAAAAAGUAAAAUUAAUGUUUAAAACUCUU
Zootermopsis nevadensis is the source of this 2656-nucleotide messenger RNA. RefSeq names its product Golgin, RAB6 interacting (gene Gorab). The record is from RefSeq and is a predicted model, not a curated record. Gene Ontology annotation, biological process: non-motile cilium assembly. Lineage: Eukaryota; Metazoa; Arthropoda; Insecta; Blattodea; Termopsidae.